UAUAUAAAUCCUCUCUCCUUUACUCACCCCACACAUCAAACACAAAUAGCAAGAAAAUUUAAUUCCAAUAAUUCAUACUCUUCCAGAAUCAUCAAAGCCAUCAACUGCCUUGACUUGGCAAUUGGAAGAUGAAGCAAGCAAUCCUUUUGUCCUUCUCACUGUUGCUACUCCUUGCCUCCACCACCUUGGCCAUUUCACCGGCACCUGCAGCAGCACCAAAAGCCGCAGCAAAAACUCCUCCUACCCCAAAGGCCGCAGCACCAUCACCAAAACAAUUAGUCCCAACUUUACCUCAGUCUCCAGACUCCCCUGACUCGGUCCCCGACGACAUCACCAGAAUUCUCAAAAAGGCCAAAAUGUUCUCAGUCCUUAUCCGCCUCCUGAAAACCACAGAAAUCAUGAACAACAUCAACUCACAGCUCAUAACAGCCAAGAGUGGUGGCAUAACCAUCCUUGCACCAGAUGAUUCUGCCUUUUCCAACCUCAAAGCUGGCUUCCUCAACUCCUUAAACGAAGGCCAGAAAAUCGAACUUGUGCAGUUCCACUUAUUGCCCGAGUUUGUGUCGAGCUCAAACUUUGAUUCUCUAAGCAACCCUGUGCAGACAGUGGCUGGAAAAGACCCUGCAAGGCUUCCACUAAACGUGAAUGCAUUAGGUAACAGUGUCAACAUUUCAACUGGCGUCGUCAACGCCACCGUUCUCGGGGUAGUAUACUCGGAUAACAAGCUUGGGAUUUACCAUGUGGACAAGGUUCUUCUUCCUCUAGAUUUCUUUGUAACCAAUAAGGCUCCAGCUUUGGCUCCAACAGCUCCUACAAAGGUUCCCAAAGAUGCUAAGGAUAACUCUUCAGAGGACGAUCAAGAAGAAACAAACCAGGAUCACAAUAAAUCCGGGGCAGUGAGUUUGGUUAGCCUUGGUGGAACAAAGUUGAUGUCGCUUGGAAUAGCUUUGGUCGCAGUAGCAACCAUGUGGAGUUGAUCCAUUUGGCAGCUGCAUUUUCAAUUUUAUUUGUCAAACACGCCGUUAGUUUCUUUCAUUUUUCCUUUUUAAAAAUUUUGCUAUCUGUUUCUGGUUUCUUGUGUGUUGGUGUUAUGAGAAGGACGUGAAUACUUCAAUGAUUAAUGAUUCAGUUGUUAAACCAUAAUCGUUCUUAAAUAUUCUUUUAUC
Molecule: messenger RNA, 1166 nt
Organism: Glycine soja
Lineage: Eukaryota; Viridiplantae; Streptophyta; Magnoliopsida; Fabales; Fabaceae
Product: fasciclin-like arabinogalactan protein 11
Exons: 1
Coding region: 129-977 (282 amino acids)
Source: RefSeq, a predicted model, not a curated record